UGGGCGUGUGGCACAGCUGAUGCUCGCAGCCGCCGCUCGCCUCCAUCACCCGAUCGCUACCGCGGGAGACGGCAAGCAGCGCGUCCGCGGCCGCCCCGCGCUCCCGCGCACCCGCACAGCCGCACAGCCGCGGAGCCGCGGAGCCGCCGAGGGCAUCCGCACGGAGAAAGCUCGGGAAGGCAGGGAAGGCGGAGAAGGCAGCCGGGAAGCCACCGGCGGCGCACUUUGGAGCCACACGCCGCUGACGGUGCUGCUGCAAACAUGUGUUUGCCCGUCAGCUGGCGCCUCCCCCGUGCCUGCAAUGGCUGCCGUGGAGCGCGUGGGGCCGAGUGAGAGAGCCAUCCCCCCGAGGAUGGGCAGUGUGGGCAGCGGGGUGGCAGGCGAGCAGGAGUUCGCCAUGAAGAGCGUGGGCACGCGCACCACUCUACCACGGGCACCGCCCCCGAGCCGGCGUGGUCCUGGCGGCCGCAGCUGCAGCACAGAGCGCCCUCUUCCGCCACCUUCGGAAAGCACCGCAUCCAGCGACGAGCGUGGCGGCAGCACCGACCGGCCGGCGAUCGCCGGCUCGGAGAGCGCGGCGUCUGAUGCCGACCGCACCAAUUCCAACAGCGAGCGGCAGGUGUCCAACACCAUGUUCCUGAACGGGGCAGGCCGGAGGGAGGGCCCAUGGGUUGGCGCCAGCCUCGAUGCCUGCGGGAACAACGUGGUCCUCAACAACGAGAAGAAUGGCGGUGGCCAGGCCACAGCCCCGUACAGGGGGACCAGCGGGACCAAGGUGGACAAUCCCAACCCACCCAAAUUACUGCCUGUAUCUGGCAAACUUGAGCAGAACAACAGUGGGCUGGUCCGCCCCUCUGCCUUCAAGCCAGUGGUGCCCAAGAGCUUCCACUCCAUGCAGAAUCUUGUGGGGCAGGCUGGGGGGGUCAUGGUGGGCCGUGGUGCAGGGGGAGGUGGGGGUCCCAGUGCUGCAGGGAGUCAACAGGAGGGGGACAGCCCUGGUGGAGGUCGGGGUGGGGGGCAGGGUGCUUUGUCAGACUCGGGGAGGAACUCGCUGACCAGCCUGCCCACAUACACGGGCUCGGGCUCUGCAUACGGGCCCUCGCAGGCCCUAGGGCCUCUCAGUGCCUCCACGAGCCACAUCAACAGGCUGGGCACAGCCACCGGCGCACUGGACAGGCUCGACAAGCCGGGCUACCAGAAUGGGCUCAGUGCCUCCGACAGCGGACGCUCCUCCUCUGGCAAGAGCUCCUCCUCGUACCAGAGGCUCAGCCACCUGAGCGAUGCCCCUCCGCCACUCCGGCCCUCGCCUUCCUCUGAUGACAUCAUUCAGGACCUAGAAGACAGGCUGUGGGAGAAGGAACAGGAGGUGCUGCACAUGCGUCGGAACCUGGACCAGAGCGAGGCAGCCAUCGUACAAGUAUUCGAGGAGAAGCAGCGCGUGUGGGAACGUGAGAUGGAGGAGCUGAGGCAGAACUACGCCAGCCGGCUCCAGCAGGUGUCCCGCCGCGCCCAACGCACCCAGCAAGCCCUGCAGGCGCAGAUCGCCCGGUUGCAGCAGGACAAGAGGCGGCUGCAGGACGACCUCAAUGCCCUGCUAUCGCACCGUGAGGAGCUGGAGAGGAAGUGCCUGGACUACAGGAAGGAGCAGGCCGACAUCCUGCCUCGCCUGGAGGAGACCAAGUGGGAGGUGUGCCAGAAGGCCGGGGAGAUCUCUCUGCUGAAGCAGCAGCUCCGGGACAGCCAGGCAGAGGUGACCCAGCGUGCAGCAGAGAUGGUGGCCCUGCGGGGGCAGCUCAAAGAACUCAAUGCCCAGCUGCGAGAGAAGGAGGAGACCGUUCUCACCCUGAAGGACUCGUACUGCAGCAAGAGCCUGGAGCUGGAGCGCUGCGAGGGGGAGCUGCAGAAGACACUGGCCGAGGUGUCCAUGUUGAGGGAGAAGCUGGGCCUUUUUGAGGCCGAGGUUCUAGGUUUGAAGCAGGCCCUGGGAGAGCUUAGCGAAGGGCGAGGAGCUGGGGCCACCUGGGGGGUGCAUCCCUCCCCACACAGCUCCUCAGAACCGGCGCCCGCCCCUCCUGCGGAGGCGCUGCUGAGCCUGCAGAGCGAUGAGGCCAAAGCGCAGCGGCAGGAGGCAGGUGAUCUCCGGCGGCAGCUCGAGCGCCUGCAGGGGGAGCUGCGUCUCGAGCGGCAGCAGCGAGAGCGCCAGGCUCUCACCUUCGCCCAGGAGCGUCACACCUGGCAGGGCGAGAAGGAGCGCGUGCUUCAGUACCAGGCCCAGCUGCAGCUCAACUAUGUAGAGAUGCUGCAGAAGAACCAGGCCCUGGAGCAGCGCGUGGGCCAGCUCACCUCCAAACUCUCCCCCGCCCCAUCCCCUGCUACGCCCCCGCCACAGUCCCUGGCUGUUGCGUCGCCUGCGGUCGAGGAGCAAAAGCCCCCAACCCUUCACCAGCUCGCUCCCCCCUGGUCUGGGCCCACGCGCCUGGAGAGGAUUGAGUCCACGGAGAUUUAACGCAAACACAUGGCAACUGAACACAUCAGUUCAAACAACCCAUAAUGCUCAGUACAGUAACCACAUAGCUCAGCUGUCAACAUUGUUCAACUAAGUACAGUUCAGUCUCACACCCAUCACCUCCCUGGGUCUCUCCAGGGGCUGCACUGUCAGCAGUACUGCAGACGGGGCUGAGGGCUGGAGGAGGUGGCGGGGGGUCCUAUUGAACCACACAGGUGAAUGAUUUGAUGCUACAGACAUGCAGGAGUAGCAGUGUAGGUGGUAAAACAAUGAGACACAAAGACACACACGCAGAUACCGAGUGAGCCGUGCUCUGACAAGCACACGCUCUGAUGGAAAUCAUCCUAACACACUGACACCCAAGCAGACACACCGACACUGAUACUAAACGCUCCUCGGACAUCCUGAUACACACAGCUAAUUCAGACAAGCCUAGGCACAGUCGUAGAGGAGAGACUGGAGAAAGCAUCCACCCCCUACCCCACCUCCUCCCCCAGAGUAAAGUCUGGGAUCUGGAGACGACCCAUGGAAGACUACGGUCAAACUGCUGAAACAACUGUCCAGGGCAAGGUCACGGACGAAACGGGGAGAGGGAGAGAAUGUGGGACCUCAGGGCACCGGCCUGUGUGCACAUGUGUUUGUAGUGGUGGUGAGCAGAGAAGUGGAGGGAGGGAUCGCCAUCUCUCUAUGAGUGGGAGCUGCUGUAUACGGAAGUCCUUAUCAGGUAGUGGCUUCUACUGGUUGCUAGUGCACAGAUAGGAAGAGAACCAAGAAUAUUUCAGGGAAAAAAAAAAUCUUUUGUGAAUGAAGUGAGGGAAUAUGACAGUCAUCGCUUUUUAGAGGAGAGGAGGAGAAAAAUUAAGUACUCUUUUCUUCAGCGAAGAGGUGAGUGGGUGACACCACUGUGCGUUUCAGGGGUGCGGGACGGCCUGGCUUUCGGCACUGCCGGCGGCUGUCAUGGCUAAAGCUGGACGCUAAGGGGCAACAGAGUAAUGAUUCAGGGUUUCCCUCUCCCAGAUGAUCUACUUGAAAAAAAAAGACUUUUGAAUUUCUUUGGGACAGUGAAAGCAAAACAAAAAAGUUAGUUCUAAAUUAUUAUGUAAUAGCUUGAUGUUUUCAGAUAUUUCUUUGGGUGAAGGAUCAAAGGGUACCUGGACGAGGGCCUGUCAGUGAAGUUGCUGCUGUGACAAUGACAUAGAACAAAGAGCAUCUGAGACAGGGGCUCCUGAAUGAUCGAUAGCAUUGCAGUAGGGUGUGUGCCAUGUGGAUGUGUCAGAGGACCCUAAAAAGUGUGUGAUUGUGUUUCUGCUUGCAUGCAGACAGCCCAGGUCAGUUUGAUGAAUUUUUGGGAGGGAGCUGGUUUUUCAGACACUCAUUAAGCCUGAUCAUGGACUGCACUGCACUGUCAACAGGCAUUCUCUGUUGAAAAUCCUUUAUAGUCUGGGCUUUGACUUAAUGUGUGCCUGGACAACUGGCAACUGAUGAAUGGAAUAAUGGAGGCUAUACGAUAAAAGUCAGGAUUUGGGGUAAGUAUGCUGGAGACAGUUCCUGGAAUUCCUGCUCUGUUUGUUGAUGGAGAUUUUAAAAAAGGAAUCUGGUUUUACACUAAAAUGUAAAAGAUCUGAUGGACACUAACUUACUGUUUGUAUGUGACAUAUAGAUGCCAGGGCACUAGAGGAAUGCGAUUCUUUGAGCUUUAAUACUAGUAUUUUUUUUUUUGCUAUUUUCUAACCCUAACCUCACCCAAUGUUGCCCAUGGUAAUUCAGCAGCAAGCUGAAAGCUAACUUGGGAGCCUUGGUACAGUUUGGCUGCAGACGCCUUUAAUGCACUGCUCUGGUGUAAGGUGUUUUUCGUUACUGUUCUAUAUUUUUUAUCAUAGUUUCAUGUGUAUUUCUUUAGUAGUUAGAAAUUCCUUAUUUUGGUGUUUGAGCAGCAAACCGGUUGUUAGGCAAAUCCAGGAGGCUCCCAAACAUUCUGGGAAACUUGGGCUGUCUGCAAAUAAUCUGAAUAAGGAACUGGGUCAGAUGAAAAGGAGAGAGCGGGUUGGUAACAAGAGCUUAGGAGAAGGAAAUGCAGAGAGGCAAAGUAAAAAUCUAAUGGGCAUGCACAAUACUCUGAUGAAACAGCGAGUGACUGGGAGUGUGUGUGGUGCGUGUGUGUGCUGGGGGGGUAGACAGGUAGGAAAGCUGGCCUGUAGAAAACAAGGUUUGAUAAUAGAAUAAUCAGACUGCUGCCUUGUACUGCUGUGGUGUCCUGCUGCGUUCUUGGUAGAGAAAGAGAGGUGGUGCAC
Scleropages formosus (Asian bonytongue) is the source of this 4797-nucleotide messenger RNA. It is a transcript of the gene lzts3b, whose product is annotated as leucine zipper, putative tumor suppressor family member 3b. NCBI's taxonomy places the organism in Eukaryota, Metazoa, Chordata, Actinopteri, Osteoglossiformes, Osteoglossidae. The record is from RefSeq and is a predicted model, not a curated record. Gene Ontology annotation, cellular component: dendritic spine. The transcript has 6 exons. Bases 20 to 2506 code for a protein of 828 amino acids. Gene Ontology annotation, biological process: regulation of dendritic spine morphogenesis.